CUUUAAAGGUGCCGCAAGCACCUUGUGCGUUCUGAUUGUUAAUUGUGAUUGUGAAGAAAGCAGCAAAUCCGUAGAUUUAUCGCGUACUUAUAAUUCAAUUUGAUUGAAAAUUUAAAUAAAUAAAAAUUUAAUUGAAUAAUUCCAAAAAGUUUAUGCAAAUAAAUUUAACAUAAUAAACCACAACAAUGCCUUUAACAAUGGCUUUUAGCAGAUCUUGUCUGCAAUGGACUGUGAUCGUUUUCAACACGCUGAGUUUGAUUAUAGGCAUACUCUCAGUGGUCGCCUGCAUAUAUGAAUUGGAGAAAUUCACAGAGGGCUCAGCUGAGCACAGAGAGAAGCUUGUUCAGCUGGCUUCCGUUAGUUUGCUGGCGCUAUCUUCAUUUGUGGGCUGUUUGGGCGCGAUGAAUGGAUCCGUUAGGAUACUCUGUUGUUAUGUCACAAUGCUAAUAGCCAUGAUAGCUUCACAUAUAUGGAAGUUAUACCGUUAUAAUGAGACCAAACAAAUGGCAGCAACAGAGAAAAUGCUGACCGCGGCCUGGAUGUCGGAGCUUGUGAAAAAAGGCGCCAUGAAUCCCAUACAAGAGACGUAUGAAUGCUGUGGCGUUUCGAGUAGUUUGGAUUAUGUGAAUCUCAAUGUGAAAAUACCGCUCACUUGCUAUCGUUCUCAAAGCGGUUUGCGCAGCAUCUAUCCUUAUGAUGAAGGCUGUUUAGUGGCGCUGAAGCGUGCUUAUAUGGCUAUUUAUCGCUAUGAGCGUUUGGGUCAUUCGCUACUCAUUGGCUUUGAGGGUAUUGGCAUAUUGAUAUCUCUCUUACUGAUCUGCAAGUUGCUGACAAAGUCACGUAGAUAUAGUUACUAGCAUUGUUUUUUUUAUAGAUCUAAAUAGUUAUGUAAGAUAAAGUAACCUGGAAAUAUACAAUAUUUAUUUUAUAAUAUUCACA
This is a messenger RNA of Bactrocera oleae (olive fruit fly), 939 nucleotides long. It is a transcript of the gene Tsp42Eo, whose product is annotated as Tetraspanin 42Eo. Gene Ontology annotation, cellular component: membrane. The record is from RefSeq and is a predicted model, not a curated record. Lineage: Eukaryota; Metazoa; Arthropoda; Insecta; Diptera; Tephritidae.